AUGGAAAGGAUCAAAGUCGCCGUUAUUGGAGCAGGGCCAACCGGCCUCUCUAUGCUGAAGACGCUUACGGAGAACGGGUUCGCCGUCACGCUGUACGAACGCCGCAGCCAGGUCGGUGGAAUAUGGGCCUACACCAAGAAUCCAUCGUGGACCACGGCGCUGAAGAGCACACAAGCCAACGUCAGUAAAUACACAUGCGGCUUCUCUGAUUUUCCUAUGCCUGACAAAUAUCCGUCCCACAUGAAUGUGUUCGAGUGGCAGGAGUAUAUGGAGGACUAUGCGCGCCACUUUGACGUGCUCAAGCAAUGUGUACUCAACACCUCCGUCCACAAAGUGCACCGCAAUACCGAUGACACGCGAUGGGUUCUGGAACUUGGCCGGGAAGGCGGCAAACGUGAGACUGCCGAGUAUGACCGUAUUGCUGUCUGCAAUGGGUACGAAACCAAGGCAUGCGUGCCAAAGUUCGAGGGACAAGAGCUAUUUGAGGGCACUAUCAUGCAUGCGCAACAGUUCAGAGACCCAGAGCCAUUCAAAGAUAAAAAGGUGGUUGUUCUCGGUCUUUGCAGUAGUUCGGGUGACAUAAUUCCAACGCUGAUGCCCGUUGCAUCGCGAGUCUGGGUUUCACAUCGCCGCGGAUCAGUCUUUAUACGGCGCUUCCGAAAUGGUACCCCCGUCCAUCUGCCCCUUACUUGGCGGUACCGGACGACGGGAGUGGUCUUGGAGCAGUGGUUCCCCUCGUUCGCGCGAUUCUGCGGUGAUCUUGCGGUCAAGUACCUCAGCCGGUCGAUGCUAGGAGGCAAGCCAGACCCGGCAUGGGGGAUUGAGCCAUACCCAUCGCCGAGCCUCAUUCUACCAGGAGUCUGGGAGAGGGUGUUGCCAUUCUUGCAGGACGGGAGCUUGACCUCACUGAAAGGACUUACAAAGUUUGUGGGGCCGAAAAGCAUCGAGUUUGCCGAUGGGACGGUUCUGGAUGAUGUCGAUACGGUGAUUUUGGCGACAGGAUAUGAGGCGGACUUUUCGCUUCUGUCAGAGGUCGUUGAGCGUAGUCGACCAAACCUGGAUUGGUACCAGGGACCAGAUAUGUACCGGCUUUGGAUGAAUCUGUUUCCACCUCGCUGGGCCGACUCAGUCGCUGUACUAAACUACAGUACAUUCGGAAGGACGAAUGGAUUUAGCUUCGCUGAUAUGAUGAGUAUGGCUAUCAGCAGCGCAUGGCAGGGCAUAGAGCCAUUUCCAAGCAUAGAGAACAUGGAGUGUCACGUUGAUGAACACCAGCGCUGGAUUGCUAAGAGGUGGCGCAUCGAGCCAAACACGCCUACAAGUGCUGUCAAACCUUGGGAGUUCCAAGGAUGGCUGCAUCGAGCUGCAGGUACGGGAAUGGAGAACCUCGGAUGGGGCUGGAAGGGUUGGAAGUUUUGGUGGCAGGAUCGUGAGAUGUACAAACUGAUGAAAGACGGAGUUGAGACAGUGCAUAUGUAUAGAUUCUUUGAGACUGAUAGAAGGCAGGCGUGGCCUGGGUCUAGGAACGCGAUUGUGCACGUGAAUGAAGUGGUUCAAAAGACAUUCCCACUUCCCACUUCAGGAAAGGAAUGA
Molecule: messenger RNA, 1593 nt
Organism: Penicillium taxi
Lineage: Eukaryota; Fungi; Ascomycota; Eurotiomycetes; Eurotiales; Aspergillaceae
Product: flavin-containing monooxygenase
Exons: 5
Coding region: 1-1593 (530 amino acids)
Molecular function (GO): NADP binding; flavin adenine dinucleotide binding; N,N-dimethylaniline monooxygenase activity
Source: RefSeq, a predicted model, not a curated record